Molecule: messenger RNA, 3479 nt
Organism: Mytilus trossulus (common blue mussel)
Lineage: Eukaryota; Metazoa; Mollusca; Bivalvia; Mytilida; Mytilidae
Product: C-1-tetrahydrofolate synthase, cytoplasmic-like
Exons: 24
Coding region: 65-2866 (933 amino acids)
Biological process (GO): tetrahydrofolate interconversion
Cellular component (GO): cytosol
Molecular function (GO): methenyltetrahydrofolate cyclohydrolase activity; ATP binding; methylenetetrahydrofolate dehydrogenase (NADP+) activity
Source: RefSeq, a predicted model, not a curated record
AUCAUACUUUUGAUUUGUUGACCCAUGACCCACGUGCAAAAAUAGGAAAAUAUAUAUUUGCAAAAUGGCACAAAUAUUAAGUGGAAAAGAUGUCUCAGAAGAAAUAAGACAGGGAUUAAAGACUGAGAUAGAGCAAUUAAAAACUACUUAUCCUGGCUUUUGUCCUGGAUUAGCCAUUGUUCAGGUGGGUGAUAGAGAUGAUUCUAAUGUGUAUAUUGGUCAAAAAGUCAAGAAUUCUGGAGCUAUAGGAGUUGCUGCUAGACAUGUCAAAUUACCAAGAACAUCAACACAGUCUGAGGUUUUGGAUGCUGUUGAAGGUUUGAAUUCUGAUCCUGCUGUUCAUGGAAUGAUUGUUCAGCUUCCUUUAGAUAGUGAAAAUGAAAUAGACUCCCAUCGUGUAACUAAUGCUGUCAGACCAGAGAAAGAUGUUGAUGGAUUACAUCAGAUCAAUGCUGGUAAAUUGUCUAGAGGAGAUUUAGAUAGCUGUAUUUUACCAUGUACACCUAAAGGAUGUCUGGAACUCAUCAGAAGAUCAGGAGUGACAAUUGCUGGUUCCACAGCUGUUGUAGUUGGUAGAAGUAAAAUUGUAGGAUCUCCUAUGGCUGAUUUGUUGAAAUGGAAUCAUGCUACUGUGACUGUAUGCCAUUCUAAAACACAAAAUUUACCAGAUAUUGUUAAGACAGCAGAUAUUGUAGUAGUAGGAAUAGGCAGACCACAAAUGGUGAAAGGUGAUUGGAUAAAAAAAGGGGCUGUAGUUGUAGAUUGUGGUAUCAACUCUAUUCCAGAUGCAACAAAGAAGUCUGGAAAGAGACUGGUUGGUGAUGUAGAUUUUGAUGAAGUGAAACAAGUAGCAUCAUGGAUCACCCCAGUUCCUGGUGGUGUAGGUCCUAUGACUGUAGCCAUGCUGUUACAGAAUACUGUAGAACAGGCCAGGAAAACAGCUGCAAAAUCUGUGGCAGGAAAAUGGAACCUUGAACUCAACCCAUUGAAGCUUGUUACUCCAGUACCGAGUGACUUAGUCAUAGCCCAGUCCCAGACACCUAAAAACAUAGAAAUAUUGGCAGAUGAGAUAAGCUUGCUGAAAGAUGAAGUAGAUUACUAUGGUAAAAAGAAAGCCAAAGUUUCAUUGAAAGUUCUAGACAGAUUACAGAAUAAUAAGAAUGGCAAAUAUGUUGUAGUCACAGGGAUUACACCAACACCACUAGGAGAGGGUAAAAGUACUACAACCAUUGGAUUAGCUCAAGCUUUAGGUUCACAAUCAAAGAAAAAUGUAUUUGCCUGUGUUCGUCAGCCAUCUCAAGGACCUACCUUUGGAAUCAAAGGUGGAGCUGCAGGAGGAGGUUAUUCACAGGUCAUCCCUAUGGAGGAAUUCAACCUCCAUUUGACUGGUGAUAUCCAUGCUAUCACAGCAGCCAAUAAUUUGCUUGCUGCUCAGAUUGAGGCUCGUAUGUUUCACGAAAGUACACAAACUGAUGAAGCUUUGUUUAAGAGAUUAGUACCAGAUGUCAAAGGAACUAGAACAUUCUCCAAAAUACAACUUGCUAGACUGCAGAAAAUAGGAAUAGGAAAAACAGAUGCCAACAGUUUUACACCAGAAGAAGUAAAAUCCUUUGUUAGAUUGGACAUUGACCCAAAAACCAUUACCUGGCAAAGAGUGCUAGAUACUAAUGAUCGUUUCCUAAGAAAAAUCACAGUUGGUCAAGGUCCACUUGAAAAAGGCCAUACAAGAGAGUGUCAGUUUGAUAUAGCAGUAGCAAGUGAGAUAAUGGCUAUAUUGGCUCUGACCACUGGAUUACGAGACAUGAGAGAGAGGCUUGGUAGAAUGGUAGUAGCCAGUAGUACCAGUGGUGUCCCUGUCACAGCUGAUGACCUGGGUGUUAGUGGUGCUUUGACUGUGCUAAUGAAGGAUGCUGUCAGACCUAAUCUUAUGCAGACACUUGAGGGAACACCGGUAUUUGUUCAUGCAGGCCCAUUUGCAAACAUUGCACAUGGAAAUUCAUCUAUCAUAGCAGAUAAAAUUGGAUUAAAGUUAGUUGGAGAAGAGGGUUUUGUUGUGACUGAAUGUGGGUUUGGUGCAGACAUUGGUAUGGAAAAGUUCUUCAAUAUCAAAUGUAGAUACUCCAAUUUAAUUCCCAAUGCUGUGGUACUAGUUGCUACUAUCAGAGCACUAAAGAUGCAUGGAGGUGGACCUACUGUAACAGCAGGAGUACCUUUACCAAAGGAGUAUAUUGAGGAGAACUUAGAUCUCCUGGAGAAAGGUUGUAGUAAUUUGAGAAAACAAAUAGAAAAUGCCAACAAGUUUGGUGUACCAGUAGUUGUAGCUGUGAAUUCAUUUGCUACAGAUACCCCUGCAGAGGUAGCCUUAGUUCAGAAGUUUUCAAGAGAAAAUGGAGCUUUUGAUGCUAUUAAGUGUAGCCACUUUGCACAUGGAGGUCUAGGAGCGGCAGAAUUAGCUGAGGCUGUUAGCAAAGCUACUCAACAACCGAGUGACUUUAAGUUCCUGUAUAGUGUUGAGAAAUCUAUUGAAGAGAAGAUAGAGACAAUAGCCAAAGAGAUAUAUGGUGCUGAUGGUAUCGAAAUAUUACCAGCAGCCCAAGAACAGAUUGAUAGAUACAAGAAACAGGGAUUUAAUGACUUUCCUAUUUGUAUGGCCAAGACUCAUCUGUCCCUGUCACAUGAUCCUACAAAGAAAGGAGAACCUAAAGGUUUCACUGUACCUAUCAGAGAGGUCAGAGCAAGUAUUGGUGCAGGAUUUAUCUACCCUUUGUUGGGAACAAUGGCUACUAUGCCAGGAUUACCCACAAGGCCAUGUUUCUAUGAUAUUGAUCUGGAUCCAGAAACAGAGGAGAUUGUUGGUCUUUCAUAAAAAUAGAAAGUACAAAAUGUGAAAAUGAUUGACAUAACCUCAAUUAUGAAAUAUUGAAAAUCAUGAUGAAAAAUAGAAGUAUGCAGAAAUGUAUUAUACUUAUUUUUUAUUUUUAUAUUACAUGCUGAGAACAAUCAAGUGUUAAAAGUACCUGUUAUAUACAUCUGUUGAUUUGAAAAGAAAGCUUAUAAGUAUCUGAUAGUUAUUUACAGUAAUAUCUACACUUCUGAUUUAUCUGAAUUUAACUGCAACAGUUUUAAUAUACCCUACUUAUUGAUGUGUCAUGUAGUUUUCAACCUACAAGCAAGUUUUCUUUCCCAUUUUUUUUUAUGCUGGGUGGAUCUUUAAACUUAUUUGAUCAGAGGGACAUAGGUUUGGGUUGUAUAAAGAAAAUAUAAGAUUGAAAUUGUAUAGAAGUUAGAUAUUAUGGAAUGACUGGAAGAUUUGUUAUCAAUAUGGGGUUUAUUCAAAGAUGUAAAGAUUAUAAACAGAUUUUCAAUUGUAGUUAUGGACAGUUGUGUCUAAACCAAGUAGAUAAGAUUUGGUUCUGUAUGAAGAAUUUAAGUAUUUUGGUGGUUUUUCUUAAUUUGAAGACUUACUCAUGGGUAAAAUA